Messenger RNA from Heterotrigona itama, 10363 nucleotides. The record is from the annotation of a GenBank genome assembly. Lineage: Eukaryota; Metazoa; Arthropoda; Insecta; Hymenoptera; Apidae.
AUGUAUUCUGUACCGUCAGAGAUAGGAUAUAGUAGUAUACAAUCAGACGUAUAACAGAUAUUAUAUAACGUAGUCUCAGCGUACGUUUUCUGUUUGUUUCAGUGCACAAAAGGCUGUGGAGCGUGGCAACAAGCACUCGACGCAAGCUGUCAAACCGUCUGCGUUAGUAUAUAUUAAAAUAUUACCAUUUCUAAUUCUAAUAUUAAAUGUCUAAAUUAUUAUUUCCUUUCCCUUAUCAAUUAUACCGGAGCGCAACGUUUCAGGAAAUCUAACAUCAAUUGUAUUGUUUUUGUAGAAUGGAACGCAAGAAUUGCUACCACCCAAAGAGCUCUAUUGUGUUUUGGGUUGUCACGAUGCGUUGAAUCGUUACUUUCAACAACUAAAAGGUAAUACAAAACUCUGCUCGAAGACGAAGAUGGACACAACAAAUGCUUCUUCAAGUUGCUUCGCGUAAUGUACUUCCAUUGUAGCAUACACUUCCCUGUAUCUCCAAAGAUACAGCCUCGCCGUUAAAUUAACGGUGUUCCGCCGGUCGACUGAAACCAUCUGUGCCCUUUUAUGUCCAUGGAGCCACCCUUCAAAUUCCCGUACCUCCUAGUCAGAUCCACUUGCAAUAUAUUCUUCAAAAUAUCUUUCAACUCCUCGCCAAAAUGAUGAGCAAACUUGUAUUUACCAGAGACGAUCUUCUCGUAUAUUUUCAUCGGGUCUCGCGAGUAAAACGGUGGGUAGCCAGCGUUCAUCUCGUAAAUUAAAACACCGAAGCUCCACCAAUCGACAGACUUACCGUAACCUUUCGACAAGAUCACUUCCGGCGCGAGAUAUUCGGGAGUGCCGCACAAGGUCCAGGUUCUACCGUCGAUCAUCUUACAGAACCCAAAAUCUAUCACUCUGAUGUAGCCGGUGUUCUGGAUUAAAAUAUUCUCUGGCUUCAGAUCUCUAUAAACGAGGCUGCAAUGGUGGAGGUAUUCCAACGCGAGAGCAACCUGGGCCGCGUAGAAUCGCGCCAGUGACUCGUCAAAUUUCCCCAUUCGUCUCAGAUGCGUGAACAUUUCGCCACCGUUGAUAUACGGCAACACCAUGUACACGUACGAAUUGUCUUUGAAACAGUAUUCCAUGUAGAUGAUAAAGGGGAACCUCACGCACUGUAAUAUCCUCUUCUCGUUGUACGUAUGAUCUAUUUGCUUCAUCUUUACGAUCUUCGCUUUAUCCAGGAUCUUCAUGGCGUAAAACGCGGCCGUUGGUUUAUAUUUGACGAGUAUGACACGACCGAACGCGCCGGUACCGAUGGUCCGGAAUCGUUCGAAAUCGUUGAUCGUAACACUGUCGUGUCUGUCACUCUUCCAUUUCUCUAUGAACGUCGACUUCAGCUCGUCCAGUAUCUUUCUGUAUUCUGAAAACGCUCGCUGUCGUUCCUGAUUCAUCGCGACCUAACUUAAUUAGAAGUUACUCGUUUCUCGUGUGUGACAACGUUUCGGCGCAGACAAAUAAUCGCGGUUAUGGUAGUUUUUCGCCAUACGAUUGACAUUAGGCGAGUAUGGGAAAGCUUUCGCAACGUUGUCCCUGCGAUCGGCAUUUAUUCGUGCAAAUUUAUAUUUUUACGAACGUAAUUAAAAUUUAAAAGGGAGAAUGGAAUUGAAAUUGUUAAGGACAAAAAAUUGUUUCAUCUACUAUGAAUUGAGAGAUCUGUAUUUUUGCGUAUUCUGUAUAUUUUUCUUUCUUUCUUUUUUUUUUUUUUUUUUUUUCUUGUAAUUUGUAUGAAAAUUCAUUUGCAACGAAAUGAUUCUGCUCGACUGUAAGGGAUCUUGUACUGACAUUUAUUAAUAUUCAUCAUCAGCGGAGAUAGGUAUUCCACCGGCACCAGCUUUGGUCGCGGACUCGUUGACCGCGACGUCUCUACGACUCGAAUGGAAAGGAAUAGACAUCGAAAGACGCGGCGGAGGCCUAUCGUACUUAGUGCAAUGGAAGUACGAGGAACUGGCUGAAACCUGGCAGUACUGUAGAAAUCAAUCGUGGGCAGAGAACGACCAGAUUUUGGUGGAGAAUCUACAGCCUUACACAAAAUAUAGGUUUCGCGUAGCAUUACUGUUAAAAUCGACGCAACACAAUCCGGAGCUUAUCGUCUCCGCUCCGAGCGUCGUGAUACGAACGCUGGCGGCUGGUUUACCAACCUCGGCACCGGUAAUUGUAAGAGCGGUAGCGGUAGACAGCUGCCGCGCCUCUGUGUCUUGGGAACCGGGCCCUUUCCCGAACGGGCCACUUUUGUCUUAUGUCCUGCGACUGCAAGGGGCUGAUCACUCCCAGCUUAAGGAUAUACCAGCCUCGGAAAAUACGGACCACUACAUGUUUCAAAAUCUCAAGCCGAAUAAAAAUUAUUCCAUUAGCGUGACCAUGAGGAACGGAGUUGGGGAGGGACCGCCUGCAGUGACUUAUGUCACGACUACUCCAGAGCCGGCUGGUACGUUUCGACGCGGUGCAGAUUAUAAUCUUUCAACAAAGUUCUCGAAAACGAUUUGUGCCGAGAAAAUUGUGCGAUCGUUAACGCAGAUCCGUGGUAUUGCAGUGAAAGACACGCAACAACCAAUUUUAAUUCUCGGAGGCCAGCACGUUGUCAUGAAACAAGAUGCGGACAUGCUGGACGAUCCGAGCGUGGUUUACGAAAACACAAGCACGAUCCGAGGGAUCGCGAUUCACGUGGCUUCCGCUCAAUUGUUCAUUUCCGACUCCUUCGGAUACGUGUAUAGAACGUCCAUUACAAAACGAACGAAACCAACGGUGAUACUUAGUCCAAGUCAGGUGAACUUCAAGCCUCUGAGUUUGUCGGUGGAUUGGCUGAACCUUCACUUGUACAUUCUGGGCGAAGUGAAACACGCGACGACGGUCUGGCAGAUAGCUAGAUGCAAUCUGGACGGAAGAGGUCUAACAGUGGCCGUGGCUGGUUUCUUAACGCGGCCCACGCACAUCGAGGUAGACCCGUACAACGGUUACUUAUUCUGGGUCACCAGGGGCGGUUUGUACCGAUUGGAUCUGGCCGACAUAAGCAAUGGAGUGAAGCACGAGGUUCAGCCAUAUUUAAUUCUAGAAGAUGUUAACUUAGGAGCGUUCACCGUUGAUCACACGAACUUUCGCCUGUUAGUUCCUCAUCACAUCCAGAACACCGUAAUAUCGGUUUCUCUGGAUGGUCGCGAAGUUCUAGACCUUCGUGCCAACACGCAGCAACCGAAAUUUAAAAAUGUAGUUUCUUUAGCUAUGGUGAAUGGUUUGUUUUAUUGGACGAACGGCGAAGAAGUAUUGAUUGAAGGAUAUCAUUUGGGACAAAACCGAUAUUUUCAUAAUGCUUAUCCCGAUAGAUCGAACGGUUCGUUUGUCAGUGUGAAUGUACUUAUGGACGCGAGCCAGCCGGUUCCUGUCCCUGUGAAUCCUCCUACUGGAGUGCAAGCUGUCCUUGGUAUGGAGAGAGCGAAAGUUUCUUGGCAAGCGCCUCAUCUAUUGGGCGGUCAGGGGAAAGGUGCCUGGCAGAAUUGGUCUUACGAACUGGAGAUUAAAGAUGAGUCUACCGGAGAGACGAUCCAUCAGAAAGAUAUUGCUGGCUCGUCUCACACUGUGCACAAUCUCAAAGAGAAGUCGGAGUACUCGAUUAAGGCAGCGGCUUACACGAGCGCUGGCAGAGGACCUUGGUCCACCGAAUUCAGGGGUCGAACGUUGAGACACGGAUCACACGCAUCAAUUUUGUGGUCCGCAAACGAGGGUCUGCUAAAAAGCGACGUAACUGGAGAGAAUAUUGAUACUCUGAUCUACAAAGCAAGCUUGAAAGAAAGAGAAGUUGAUUAUCAUAUCGUUGACGUCAGCUGGUACAAGGAUGUUCUGUACAUCGUAGGAAACAAUUCUGCGUUAUACCGAUACAAUAUUACGAGUCAUCAAAAGACGAAAAUGAAUAUUCACUCUGUUGGGAGUAUUGCUGUCGAUUGGAUAUCGAAAAAAUUGUAUUGGGCUAAUCCAAAGCAACAAAUUGUGAAUAAAUAUUCUUUGUAUUUUUAAUCAUCAAGAGCCAAUGUCGAUUCUGGCCAUCGUCAAAGAAUUAAUAAUCGAUUCCUUGGAAGCGUAUCUGUAUUGGUCCACAGGUCAUGCGGUUGAAGUAGCUCGUUUAAAUGGACAAGACAGAAGAUACUAUCAUUCGGAUGAAAUAUUUAAUGGGAAACAAGUGAUGGGAUUGACAUUAGAUACGGAGAACAGAUAUGUUUAUUGGAUUGUUCGAAGCUACGAAAGUGGAUCUAUCGUUUAUCGAGCACCUACAUCCGAAAGGAUUUCGAUGAGUCAAAAAAUCGUGCCUGAAAAGGUCUCAGCUCUGCAACAUCCAAACAUGCAAGGCCCUUUAUGUUAUUUCUCAGAGCACCUACUGUGGCUUCAAGACAAUCGAAAUGCAGUGAUAGGCGAUUUGUCUGGUCAAAAUACGGCCAUAAUAAAUGGUAUCACUUUGCUGGGCCUUCACAUGGUGGCCGUCAUGGAUCCGGCGCUUCAUCAAUAUCCAAAGAAUCUUACGUCAGAGACUGUAGUUGUACUACCUAAUGCUGUCAGCUACAACAGUAUUAGAAUAGAAGGGACUUGGAGGAAUUUCAACAUAUCUUGGGAUCCAGUGAAAAAUAUCAAUUAUGGAAUUGUCUUUUAUGAAGUGAAAUUCGCAGAUUACAUCAAUACCAAUUCGAAUCCGGAGAUAACGACGGAAACAUCGAUGUCAUACAACAAUUCCGAACAGAUCUUGCCUUAUUCGGUUUUGGAAGUGACUGUGAAAGCCUUCACGUACUGGGAAACGUCACACCAUACGAGGAAGAUACUGAGAUCGCCACAAAGUGUUCCCACCCAGCCGACGAAUACUAGAGCCUUUAUAGAAUUUCAUAAAGAACCUCUGAGCGAAAAAAUCGAUAUAUUUGCGAUAUUUAGAUGGGACCAACCCGAGUUCGCAAAUGGUUUGAUCACCGGAUACACGGUUCAGUGUUGGUUCAAGGAAAACAACGUCGUGAAACAAAUCUGCGAUCAGUCGAUCAUUCCAUCUACGUUGUUAGAAAACAUUGUUCAAGAUCUCUUGCCAAAUACGACGUACUAUUUUCAAGUUCGAGCUCACACGGAAAUUGGCGCUGGACCAUACACCGACGUGACCAACGUUUCGACGACGUACGAAAAUCCGGUACCACAAUUGCUGGUCGCCACAAUGGAUGCGGUUCGGAUAUCCGACUUGGAUCAGGAAGUGAACUAUACCAUUACUCGUCAUAUCGCUGUUGAAGUGACAUAUCUGGCAGCGGAAAGCAAGAUUUAUUGGAUCAACGAGAUGCAGGAGCUGGUAACAUCGGAUUUGAAUGGAGCAAAUGCUACUAAAAUAUUGACAUUAAAUAACAGUGCAUUUAGUAUAACUGUCGAUUGGGUUGCGAGACAUCUUUAUUGGUCUGAAUCGAACUAUCGAGAAAACGGUGGAUGUAUCAUGAAGUUGGACUUGACCAUGUGGCAAGCUGGAAUUCUCAAAUACAAGAACAUCGUUAUGACGAGCAGGCGUAUUGUGAAUCUUGAUAUUUUACCGUCUACAGGGUCAUUGUAUUGGAUAGAACAAACUAGAAAAGAUGGCGGAGUGAUAAUGAAAUCGAAUUUAGACGGGAAUGAUAUUCAACCGUUCUUCAAUCAUAUAGACGACUGUUCCUGUCCUUAUAGAUCGUCUGUGUUUCCUGUGAUGACGAUCGACAGCACUAAUUAUCAAAAACCAGUCAUGUAUUGGGUUUCUUUGGAAGGUCAUUUAAAUAGUGCUGAUAUCGACGGCUGUAGGUGCAAUUUGAUAGUAAGCGCGGGCUUCAACAAAGGGCUACCGCCAAAAUCAUUGACCGUUGACAAGAUGAACAUUUAUUGGUCUAACAUCCCGGAGGAUCAGAUUUACUUUGUAAAUAAAAAGUAUCCCGAUGACGAGGAGAUCAAGCACUUUUAUUUGCCAUCUGUACGCAGUAUCAAAGCCCUCGGGAAAUCUUUACAGACUUAUCCGAUUACAAACUGUUUGAUCCCUCAUCAAGUCUCCUACAAUGUGGAAGAAAUGAGAAAAACAGCAAACACUAUUACUGUAAAGCUUCCCGAGCCGGUUGCACAAUUCGGUUGCGAAGAAUACAGCUUACCAACGACACUUUACACGAUAUACGUAUCUCAGUGUUUAGAAAAUGAUCCUAACAUGUGCGAGAACAGUGAUAGAACGAAGUUACAGACUUACGAGAAAAAGUAUGAAAUAAAGAAUUUGAAGCCUUUCACGAAGUACAGAUUGAAACUAGCGUUGAGCAACUAUUACGCUGAUUUAGAGUCGAUGAAUUUAGAGUUUGGUUCCGAUGUCGUGCUGCGGACUGAAGCUGGCACCCCUACAGCUCCAGAGAACGUAACCGUCGAGGCCUUGACACCAACUUUAGCUAUUGUCUACUGGAUGCCACCGAAAAUAUUAAACGCUGCUGCUGUACGGUACGAGGUGCACUGGAGAUUGUUUAGAUUAAUAAAUGGAGCACGACAGAAGGGAGAACAAUUUAUAAAGACUACCGAGCGCACAACUGAUGGAAGAUUCUUCACUAUAUUGGAGCCAUGGUUACCUAAUCAGGAGUAUCUGGUAUUCGUCCGUGCUUAUCCCGCCCACGUUAAUGAUGUUUAUAGCGAAAGUCCUGGACAAGUAGUGAAGAUGUACCCAGAACCUAAUAAUUUGACGUUAACUGGAUUUAACGUGAAUAGUUUAAAUGUGUCCUGGGUAUCAACAGUCAAUUUAAUGGUCAAAUACACGUUAGAAUAUACGGACGUUGCUGUAGAAGAUUGGCAAUCGGCGAACGAAUUCAAAGUGGACAAGGACAAAGUGAUGUAUUUUAUUAGGGAACUGCAACCACGAACAUUGUACAAAUUUCGUCUGCUUUUGAGAUACCCAAAUUACAAAAAAGACUACGUAUGGCCAACAGAUGGGAGAUUUACGUUUCAAACGUCAGGUGAUAUACCAAGCGCUCCAGGUAUGCCAACACUAACGAAACUUCGUAAUUCCGUGUACCAAUUGAACUGGGAACCAGCAGAAGCCCACGGUUCACAAAUCACGUUGUACCGUGUCGAAGGAAUGAAGAUCAAUGAAAUUAACGAGCAAAUAGACACUACUGGUAACACAAGCUGGAAAUUAUAUUACAAUGGGACGGACAAUUAUUGGAUAAUCACAGGAGAUAUGAGCGACAAGUAUCGAUUUCGUGUUCAAGCUGAAAAUGCAUACGGAUUCGGUGGUUGGAGCAGAUCCAGCCCAAUCAUUGAUUUAACGGAAGCUAACGGUGGAAUAUUAGCGGCUCAACAACACCUUGGUUUAGUGUUGGGACUUAGCGUUCCUGUUAUCACUAUUGUGCUCAUUUGCUUCUGUUAUUUCCUUUGCCUGUAUCGGCAACGCAAAGAAGAUAAAAAGGCGAUUUUACCUCCCUUAGUGAGCGACGUUGAGUUAGCGACGCUACGAGAGAUACCACGUGGCAAUUUCGUCCAAUCCAACGCGUUGUACGCAUCCACUUUGCAAAACGAUCCGGACGAUUCUACGCUUCCUAAGAUCAGAAGAGAACAGAUCACGUUAGCGAAAUUUUUAGGUAGCGGGGCUUUUGGAGAAGUAUUCCAAGGGAACGCGAAGGAUUUGGAGAGACCAGGAAUUACGCCAGUUGCAAUCAAAACGCUUCGAAAGGGAGCCUCGGCGCAGGAGAAGGCAGAGUUUCUUCAGGAAGCUAGACUUAUGAGUCAUUUUCGACAUAAGCACGUAUUAAGACUGUUGGGAGUGUGUUUAGAUACGGAUCCACCGUUACUGGUGCUGGAACUAAUGGAAGCAGAUUUACUGAGUUAUUUAAGGGCGAGUCGAUCUCUGCAUCCAUCCGAUCCACACGCGCUACGUUUGCAGGAUUUGCUUGCUAUGUGCGAGGAUGUGGCAAGGGGAUGCCGUUAUUUAGAGGAGUUACAUUUUGUACAUAGAGAUCUGGCAUGUAGGAACUGUUUGGUAUCUGCCAGAGAUCGAGAGAACCGUGUUGUCAAGAUUGGUGAUUUUGGAUUGGCAAGAGAUAUAUAUAAGAACGAUUACUAUCGGAAAGAGGGAGAGGGAUUACUUCCUGUUCGAUGGAUGGCUCCUGAAUCAUUAGUGGAUGGUGUAUUCACUUCACAGAGUGAUGUCUGGGCAUUUGGAGUGUUAAUGUGGGAAAUUACAUCCUUGGGGCAACAGCCGUAUCCUGCUAGAACAAAUAUCGAAGUAUUACAUCACGUACGAGCAGGUGGAAGAUUGCCAAAACCUUUGAACUGUCCAUCUGCUUUACAUCAACUUAUGUUGCGCUGUUGGAGUGUUGCUGACGCUAGACCGAGCUUUAAACUUUGUCUUGAAAACAUAGUUAGUCUUCGAAGUACUAUAGAGGAUGCACAAUUGAACCCGGUUCAUGCUGAUCAUUAUUUAGCUAGAAGAGGGAAUUCAUGGAAAUCCAGUAGUUCAGAAGGCAGUCGAGAUAUGCAACCGUUCCUACAGAAUUCCCACAAUACGAUAUCACAGCCGAAUGAAGUACCGAAAUAUUUAGAAAUAUUAGCGGAUAAUGAGGAUAUUGUUCUAAGGCAAAAUUCGACAAAUGGAUACGAAGUGCCUCGGUCGAUUCAUAUCUCUGAUCAAAGUUUAACCAAUACAAAUAAAGCUAGUACAAAUGUAGAUGUAAAGAGCAAUUUGCAUUCUGACGAACAGAAAGACGUUUUGGCAGAUGCUAAAGAACAGUCGGAAAGAAAAUGUGAUAAAAGAUCGUCGAUAUCUAGUUUGAAUUUACCAAAGCGUAAAAGAGCAUCGAUCACGAGUAUGAUUGAAAAAUGUAACACUUUAGAUAGUUCGAAAUUAACGAAUCCUACUAUUAAAGCGAUUUUGAAAACAGACUCGUUUACAUCGUUGAUCGAUCAGAGGAAGAAUAAAAGGAACGUGACUGAACGACGAGGAUCUGAAUUAAGUUUAGAAGGUAGAAGUUCUAGUUCUUUAAGCUCGAAUAUUAGUUUAGCUCCACCAACUCGACCUAGUUCGUCAUUAAUUAGUUCACAAAAUGUUCUUCCGUUAAAGAACAGCGUUAUUGGAGGAACCAGUGAAUCAGUCGAUAAUAACGUUAUGAAGAAUGCAUUACCAAAAAUUCAAAGGACUCAUUCCAAUUUGCAAAAUGGUACAGCUAACAUACCUUUGGUGAUAAACAGUGCAUUAUUGAACUUAUUAAGGCAAACUCCGGUUGUCGAAGAUAGUAACAAUAUAGUCACGUAUACGAAUAUCAAUACGGAUGCUGUGAGAGUAAAUGGAUCGUGAAGUUAAAGGUGUGAUGAAUCACGUUACAAUAACAGAAUCGUAAUUUUAGUAAUAACUCGGUAUUGAAACUGGGAAUGAGUGUAAAGUUCCAUAGCUUUGAACUGCCAUAUUAACAUAUGUACAUAUUUAAGUUUUGAUAUUUGAAAUUCUCACAUGACCAUGGCAGAAAAAUUUAGUUGAUAAUCAUACUUGUUGUUUUGCAUCUAAGAAAGGAGAAUAGCUCUAGAGUAUUAUGUGGUGAUUAAUCUGCGAUAGUUUUAUACUUGUUGUUGCAAUUAAUGUAUUUAUUUAAUGACACAAAAGUACGAAAUUUUCACCGUUCAUUGUACAAAUUUCAUAUUUAGCGUUAAUAUAAAGUACAGUACGGAAAUUGAUAUUCAUAUUACACGUAAGGAUUUGUUAAGUUUUACAUAUAAAUAUAGCGAUUCUUUUUAAAACAGUAAUUAAGAACAAAUUUUUGCAAAUAUUAAACUUCAUGUGACUGAACUGAGAAUUUUCUAAACGUGUAUUUUCAAAUUCUAUUAUUGAUAUUUUAUAAAUCAAUAAAAUUUGAAAAGAUUUGUAAAUAUUUUAUUAAUAUAAAUUUUUUAUUUUCUUAAUCUCAGUCAUUCUUUUCAUAAAAGUAUUAAAACAAUAUUGUAAAUAUUCAUCCAAUAAAUUUAGUAAACAAAAUAUAAAGUCGUAGUAGUAAGUACAAAGACUGGGUGCAUAUUUUUCAAAAACAAUUUUUCAUAAUUCCAUAUAAUUUUCAUAUUAAAACAGUUUAUAAAAAAUAAAUUGGUAAAAAAUUAAUAAAUUAAAAUAAGUACAUUAACAAAUAGCAUUCAAUAUUUUAUUAUUAAAUAUAAGAAAAAAUAGUCCCAUAAUUUUUUGCAAAAUAUCAUAGUCUACUUUAAAAAUAUCCUAUUCAUACAAUGUUAUUUCCCAUCCUUUCCUUCAUAUUUUUUAAGUAAAAAUGAAUCAAAUUCUGUAAAUACUUUCAAUUACUAUGUUAGAAAAUAUAUUUCUAAGUAAUCCUAUAUACAUUGUAUGAAUUCUGUAUAUUUU